CAGGUUGCGUUCUGGGAAGUGAGGCGCUCCGGGAGGCGGGAGGCCUGGAGCCGCGGGCCGCGGGAGUCCUGGCGAGGGCGCCGGCCCAUUGUGCGUCCCGCUCGGCGCGCUCUUUUGCAGAGGAGCGAGCCCCGGCCGGGAACUGUGGACGCGUCUCUCCCGAGACCCGGCCGCCUCGCCCGCUCUAGUCCAGCGGAGCCGGAGCGCCUCGGACCAAUCCCCGGUGAUUAUGCAAGGCAACGGACCAAUCAGCUCCGCCGGCUCAUGAAUAUUUAUGACCUUGGCUGAGUCAAAGCUUUGAAGCGAGUUUGGGGAGCUCCGCAGCAUCAUGCUUAGACUUUUCAAAGAGACAAACUCCAUUUUCUUAUGAAUGGAAAGUGAAAACCCCUGUUCUGCUUAAAUUGGGUUCCUUCCUGUCCUGAGAAACACAGAGACCCCCAAAAGGAAAGCAGAGGAGAGAGAGAGACCCACACCCAGACCCCGCGAGAAGAGAUGACCAUGACCACCAUGCCAGAAAGUCUCAACAGCCCCGUGUCGGGCAAGGCGGUGUUUAUGGAGUUUGGGCCGCCCAACCAGCAAAUGUCUCCUUCUCCCAUGUCCCACGGGCACUACUCCAUGCACUGUUUACACUCGGCGGGCCAUUCGCAGCCCGACGGCGCCUACAGCUCGGCCUCGUCUUUCUCCCGACCGCUGGGCUACCCCUACGUCAACUCGGUCAGCAGCCACGCGUCCAGCCCCUACAUCAGUUCCGUGCAGUCCUACCCAGGCAGCGCCAGCCUCGCCCAGAGCCGCCUGGAGGAUCCAGGGGCCGACUCGGAGAAGAGCACCGUGGUGGAAGGCGGUGAGGUGCGCUUCAAUGGCAAGGGGAAAAAGAUUCGCAAACCCAGGACCAUUUACUCCAGUUUGCAGUUGCAGGCUUUGAACCGGAGGUUCCAGCAAACUCAGUACCUAGCUCUGCCCGAGAGGGCGGAGCUCGCGGCCUCCUUGGGACUCACGCAGACGCAGGUCAAGAUCUGGUUCCAGAACAAGCGCUCCAAGUUCAAGAAGCUGAUGAAGCAGGGCGGGGCGGCUCUGGAGGGGAGCGCGCUAGCCAACGGCCGGGCGCUCUCUGCCGGCUCCCCGCCGGUGCCGCCUGGCUGGAACCCCAACUCCUCAUCCGGAAAGGGCUCGGGCAGCAGCACGGGCUCCUACAUCCCCAGCUACACGUCAUGGUACCCCUCGGCACACCAAGAAGCUAUGCAGCAACCCCAACUCAUGUGAGGUUGCCCACCCGAUCCCGCCCACCUCCUUCCCAUUUCCCCUGGUCCGGGGCCCCUCCUGCCUCCGGGUCCGUCCACCCCAUUUGUGUGCCGUGGACCCGGAGAAGGGCUCAGAGGGAAAGAAGAAGGAACCGUGGAGGCAGGACGCCCACCGCCUCCUCAGAGCCCCUUGCUGUCUGGACUGGCUACUUCCCUGGCGUCCACACCCUCGCCUGAACCCUGGCCUGGGCCACGAGCAGCAGAGAGAGGCCUUGCAGCUCAGUCAUAGCCGCAGGAGACAGCUGGAGCAGCAAGAUAGCCUGUUGGACCCAACCGACCGGGGACCCUCAUUGUGUGGGACUAUCAGGAAAAACACACAAAACAAAAGCAAUGUAGAAAAAGCAAAAGCUAUUUUCUGUCCUGUCCGUCUCUUGUCUCCUUUCGCUCGGUAUCUGUGCCCUGACAAGUCGAGGUCCUCCUCUGUCCACUGUCCUCAUUCUGCAGCCUCUGAAAAACCUCACCAGGUCCCGGGAGGCGCUGUCCACCAGGCCACCCAGUUCCGGAUACUUGGAUGUUUUACCCUUUCAGACCUUUUCCUGGGCCUGCCCAAACAUCUGUGUAGCUCAUUGGGGAACUGGGGGAAAUUGGAGGGAGGGGGCUUAUUUAUUGAGAAAUGGACUUCUCCUGAGGCUGAGUGUUGGCCAGUACGCAAUUCUAUGGGACAGGAGGAGCACACUGUCCAAAUAUACCAGUCACUUCAAAUGCACCCGGGGGAAAAAAAGAAUAAGGAGGACCUGGUGAUUUUUAACUUAUAUAGUAACUUUUGUACUUCACUGGUCUAGAGCGGUUGGAGUUGAAUGAUUUGCAUAUUUUACAUGUUUUUAAAAAGAAAGAAAUGAAGCCAACACAGUUUCUCAUUUGGAGAAGAACGCUUAGUCUCCUUGCCUGGACAAGUAGGAAAAUCUGAAUUCUCUCCUUAGGGAGAAAGAGAGAGAGAGGACCCACGGGCAGCGGUGAGAAAAGAGGCGGGUGUGAGCGAGCACCCUAAUGCCAGUGGGCUUGAAAGCAAGCAAACGCAGCUUUUCAACAACCCCCAGAGGAGCCAGAAUGAUGCCAGUCACCACCUGAACGCACAGCCUCCAGUGCAGGAUCUAAUCGCUGUACAUAUUAUUGUUGUUAUUAAUUAUUAUUGUUAUUAUUAUUGUUCUGUAAACAUGUUGCACAAGCUUAGCUAUUUUUUUUUCUGUUCCGUUGAGUGUGGCUGUAAAACCCGAUGCUUUGUGAAAUGAGAAUCUUGACAUUUUACUUGUGAAAUUUGGAAAAUGUGAUCAGUUGAAAUCAACCAUGUUUUGUGUUCUCUAUGUCAAAGUUUAGUUUUAUAUUGAGAAUGUUAACUUAUUGCUUUGUAUCUUGGGG
Molecule: messenger RNA, 2654 nt
Organism: Myotis myotis
Lineage: Eukaryota; Metazoa; Chordata; Mammalia; Chiroptera; Vespertilionidae
Gene: DLX1
Product: distal-less homeobox 1
Exons: 3
Coding region: 493-1260 (255 amino acids)
Biological process (GO): negative regulation of transcription by RNA polymerase II; cell differentiation; embryo development
Molecular function (GO): DNA-binding transcription factor activity, RNA polymerase II-specific; RNA polymerase II cis-regulatory region sequence-specific DNA binding
Source: RefSeq, a predicted model, not a curated record